Molecule: messenger RNA, 11584 nt
Organism: Eupeodes corollae
Lineage: Eukaryota; Metazoa; Arthropoda; Insecta; Diptera; Syrphidae
Gene: wb
Product: laminin subunit alpha-2
Exons: 21
Coding region: 757-10788 (3343 amino acids)
Source: RefSeq, a predicted model, not a curated record
UAAAAUUAAAUAAAAGAUGAUCAAUUUAUGACCUGUUCGUUCCGUGUCUGUUGGUUUUUUUAAGUUUUAUUCUUUCUUCCUGCAUUUUAGUUUUUAUUUAAAAUUAGACAAAAUAACGAUAAUUAGUGAAUAAAUUUAAUCGGCAUCGGGUACUAAGGUUUAUUUUAUGAUCGUUUUGUCGUGAUCGUUCAUGAUCUUGCACAUGGUCGUCGUCGUCGUUGUUAUUUUGAGUCUAAUAUCCCUCGAUUCAUAUAACUGCCGCCUCUGACGCGGCAGCUCCCGUACGCUAGAGAAUAUCAUCUCUUCCAACUUCAUUAUCUUCUGCUAGCGAAAAUUUUGAAAACCAAAGGAUAUACGAAAAUAGAUUUUUUGGCGACGAAGGCGUCGUUGUCGUUUUGGUCGUUCGUCGACGCACCGUAAUAUACGCGAUUUUGGUUGUUUUUGUUUUGUUUGAUUUUUGAGAUUGGAUCUGCGUUUUUUGGUCCACAACAGAGGCGACGCGUUUUAUUUUUUAUUUUUUGGCACGAUCACUUUUCGUUGUGUGUGAUCAAAGUGAUCUUUUUUGUGUCUGUUUUAAAUCACACGUGCGUGUGGUGUGGUGAGAAUAAAAAAGGAUCUCUCUCUCUUAUAAGAUCCUUCGGUUGUGUCACAAUGAAAACCAAGUGUGAUUUUGUGUUUUUGAAGUUUUAAUGAAAGAAUCAUAAUCCCAGUGAAAAUAUUUAUUUAUUCAAAAAUAAAAUACCUACCUUAAUAAAAAUGUGUCCUUUUCGAGUGGCAUUAGUUGCCACAAUUUUAAUAUCCCUGUGUUAUGCCAAAAGUUCCCCAGCGGAAUUCCUUAAGAGUGUUAGCGAUCAUGAUCGUUUUGUGGAUUACGAUGAUCAUGAAUCGCAUAUUGUCUCCUGGACGGGUGAAAAAAUUUCAUCGAGUAAAAAGUCCUCGAAUCAUCGAAAAAUUUCAGUGAGAAAAAACAAAAGUGGAUUAACCAUCGAACGAAAUUUCCCAACAGGAUUAGCUUCUCAAGACGAUGGGCGUGGUGGUGCUAGUGAGGAAUUACUACAGCACCAACCGCCUCCUUUGGCUUCAACUUAUUUGGAAUCAUCAAGAUCAUCAUCAUCGUCAACAUCAACAUCGUCAUCAUCAACAUCUUCGUCAAGUUCUUCAUCUUCGGGUAGGAAACGGAACCAACGUAAGCGUGGACGAGGUCAACGUCAGAAAAUGAAUAAAAAUGCUCUUCGACUUCUUUCCGGACAGACAGAAACCAUCGAAGGUGGUGGAGCAUUUCCGCCACUGUUUAAUGUCGCGCCCAGAGCCUCGAUAACCGUCAAUGCAACCUGUGGCCAAAAUGGACGCGAAGAGUUCUGCAAAUUAGUCGAUGCCUACCCUCAUAAAAAUUGGUCUACGCAAUGCGGCAUCUGUAAUGCCCAAUCUUCCGAUCCGGCUAAACAACAUCCAAUCGAAGCGAUCCUGAACAAUGGAAAUACAGACGAACGCUGGUGGCAAAGUCCUACGCUACAAUAUGGAAGACAUUUCGAGUAUGUCACCAUAACAAUGGAUCUAAAGCAGGUCUAUGAGGUGUUCUUUGUUAUGCUAAAAUCUGCCAAUUCCCCUCGACCGGCUUCGUGGAUUCUGGAGAAGUCUCUGGAUGACAUCACCUACCAGCCAUGGCAGUAUUUUGGACUGAGUGAUGCCGACUGUCGGCGGCGCUAUGGAGUGGCUGGCCAAAAUGGCAAAUACGUGUUCAGCAAUGACACCGAAGUCAUAUGCACGACGCAGUUCUCGAAGGCACUGCCUCUAGAAAACGGUGAGCUGCAUGUUUCGUUGUUGAAAAAUCGACCAGGAGCGAUGGAACAAUCGGCGGAGUUGAUGGACUUUAUAGCUGCUCGGUAUAUUCGAAUUCGAUUCCAGGGAAUGCAUUCCACAGCGAAUCUGGAUAACAGUGUGGAUUGGUUGUUGGAUGCCCAGUCGCUGGAAAAGCGGAGUUUCUACUCGUUGAAACAGAUUCGAUUGAGUGCCCGUCUUAGUUGUCACGGCCAUGCUGAGAAGACCAUCGAAGUGGCGUCGUCAAGCGAAGACCCCAAAGAGACCUCUUUUGAGUGUGUCUGCCUGCACAACACCUGCGGAUCGGAUUGUGGAUCGUGUUGUCCACUUUUUCAAGACAAACCGUUUAGAAAUGGAACAGCACGAAGAGAGAACGUUUGUGAAAUUUGUCAGUGCAAUGGCCAUGCGACAAUUUGUGAAUAUGACGAGUUCCUGGGACGAGGAGUCUGCCAGGACUGCCGGAAUAACACUGCCGGGAAUGAAUGUGAGUUCUGUCGGGCGGGCCACUUUCGCCCAAAAGACUCAUCUCUGGACACACCUUGUGAAGAGUGUCAGUGUCAUGAUUUGGGGUCUGUGGGAUGUCAUGCAGUGGGAGGAGGUUGCAUUUGUAAAGAUGGCUUUCAGGGAGACCUCUGUGCAGAAUGUGCGCCUGGCUAUCAUGGGGAGAACUGCACUCGUUGCUCAUGUGAUUCAAGGGGCUCUCUACCUGGCGCCGAGUGUGAAGACCGCUGCAUUUGUAAGACCAACGUCGAAGGUGAUGCCUGCACUGAGUGUAAACUCGGGUACUUUGGGCUGUCGGCCGACAAUCCUCACGGCUGCAUGAAAUGCUUCUGUUCGGGAGUUGGUUUCUCCUGUUCCAGUGCGAAUAUGCAAACUCUAUCAUUCGAGACCCUCAACGACUGGAAAAUCACAGAUAUUUCCCGAAGUCAAGUCUUCUAUCCGAAUAUUGAUGUGGAAACUGGAAAUUUAGUGUAUGGAAUGUACGACAUGACCGAAGUGGAUACCCUUUAUUGGAUGGCUCCAGUUGGCUACACCGGCAACAAACUUACCUCCUAUGGUUCAAGGAUUUCUCUGCAUGUUUCGUGGGUUUUCAUAAGAGGUGACACCAGUGGCCAUCCCACAUCGUGUCCGAAUGUAAUUCUAUUCGGGCGAAAUGGCCUACAAAUCGCCUUCGAAGAUCGCGAAUACACCUCCGACUCAGUGGUUAUGGAUGUGAUAAUCAAAGAAGACGGUUGGUAUCAUCUGCAAAACAUCCCAGGUCAUUAUAGAGGAAUGGCAGUGACACGAAAUGAAUUCAUGUCAGUUUUGGUCGAUGUGGAAUCUGUUCUCAUUCGUGGAUUCUUUCACACUGACCAAGUGGAAACCAUCCUGGAAAGGGCGACAAUUUACACUGGUGGCACUGAGUUGGGUGCCAAAUCGACAACUUUCAUCGAAGAGUGCAUAUGUCCGCCAGGAUACACCGGAUACUCAUGUGAAAACUGUGAAUUUGGUUAUAUUCGUGUGGAUGAAGGUGGAAAUUCGAGUAGCAAAUGCAUUCCAUGUCCUUGCAAUGGUCAUUCCAAUUCGUGUGACCUUCAAAUUGGUAAUUGUGGUGAAUGCAUGCACAACACUUUCGGAGAGAGGUGUGAACGCUGUAAGGUUGGUUUCUAUGGUAAUCCAAUGCAUGGAACUCCGAACGAUUGUAAACGUUGUGCUUGUCCUCUGGCGGUCGAUAGUAAUAACUUUUCACCCAGUUGUCAGCUGAAGAAGCUAAGUUUGGACCUGAACCAUUUCGACGAUUCGGAGUAUGUGUGCACUCAGUGUCCAACUGGUUACACGGGCGAUCAUUGUGAGAUGUGUGAUGAUGGCUAUUAUGGAAAUCCAACAGAAAUUGGUUCUCAGUGCUUGCCAUGUCCAUGUGAUGGUGGUCCAUGUGACAUAUUUACAGGGAAAUGCAUAACCUGCAGUGGCAACACCGAAGGCUGGCACUGUGAACGCUGUAAAAUGGGUUAUUGGGGCGAUCCAGCUGUCGGAUGUGAAUCAUGCGAUUGCUAUGCCGAAGGAUCAGAUUCAGAUGUCUGCGAUAGUGUCAACGGUCAGUGUCUUUGUAAGCCUCGUUUCGGAGGACAAAAAUGCGAUGAAUGUGAAAUUGGGUUUGCCGAUGUGGAUCUUAUGUGUCCACCGUGUGAAUGUGACUUAAAUGGAUCACAUAAUGAUGUUUGCGAUCCGUUUUCUGGACAGUGUAGCUGUAAACUUGGUGUAACAGGACUUAAAUGCGAUGAAUGUGCUGAUGAAUAUUUUGGACUUGAAGAAGACGGGUGUGAAGAAUGCCUAUGCAAUCCCAUUGGAGCGAUAACCCUUAUCUGCGAAAAACGGUCUGGUCAAUGCCCGUGUCUAUCGAACGUCACCGGCCGUCGAUGUGAUAAAUGCCGUCCAGGUCAUUGGAAUCUAACAGCUGGUAAUGGUUGUUUCGAUUGUCGAUGUGAUCCAAUUGGUUCGCGAAGCAACGAAUGUAAUCCCUGGACUGGCCAGUGCGAUUGCAAGAUCGGCAUAAGCGGCCAACGCUGUGAUCAAUGUCAAGAGGGAUUCUAUGGCUUCAACAGUGAAGGUUGUAUUCGUUGCGAUCCGUGUCCGGUGGAAGGCCAGGUGUGUGAUACCUUCAACGGUCGAUGCAUCUGUCCGCCGAAUAGUCGAGGUUUGCGGUGUUCGCAGUGUGUUCCCGGCACUUGGGGCUGGCAGAAUAGAGUUGGAUGUAUAAAUUGUGACUGUGACAUGAUCGGUUCCAUCGGGCAGAUGUGCGAUGAAGUUUCGGGGCAAUGUGUUUGCCGGGAGGGAUAUGCCGGACGAAAGUGUGAAACUUGUGCUGUGGGUUACUUUGGCUAUCCAGAGUGUCGUCGUUGCAAUUGUGAUGUUCAUGGAUCGUUCGUGCGACCAGAUGGAUUAAUUGCCUGUGAUACGAAUGGGCAGUGUCCAUGUAAGGCUCUGGUAAUUGGUCUGAAGUGUGACACAUGUCGACAGGGAACUUUUGGCCUAUCGAACUUGAAUCCCGAAGGUUGUACACGCUGCUUCUGCUUUGGCCGAUCGGAUCAGUGUGCCCAGAGUGAAUGGUCAUGGGGACACAUUCGAAUGCCAGGCUCAAGGAAUUUAAGUAUUCAGUAUAUGCAUCCCUCCUCGGUGCCAAAUAGUGAAUUUGAGUAUAUUGUGAUCAUUCAAAUGGAAGGCAGCAAAUCAUAUCGCGAAGAUGCCGAACUAAGCUCAAUGAACAAUUUGAAUUUGAUACCAAAAUCCACGGGGAACAUAUCGAUCGGAGCCUAUACGACCUUCUAUUAUCCCCUCUACUUCCAAUUGCCUCCACAAUUCUAUGGCGAUCGAACGAGUAGUUAUGGUGGGAAUCUUGUCUAUACCCUUCUUACAGAUGGCGGAGGCAAUCUCCUGGACAGGAAGAUCCUACUUCAGUUUCCAUUAGUACAAAUUCACUCCCAUUCAAGACUUAUCAUAGACUUCUAUGAAUAUGAAGAACGGAUUUACACGAACAAUGAUACCUUUAGUGUUCCAUUGCAUGAGUCCUAUUGGAAGCUUCAUCAAAAUGGACACGAUGUCGAUAGAUCAACGAUGAUGGCUGCUUUGCAAAAUAUCAAGCACAUCUUCCUGAGGGGAACAACAACAAUGGACUUUGUACAAGUUAUAAUUCAAAACGUCCACAUGGAUACAGCAAUCUAUAUCUAUGGAUCGACCAAUAUGAUCGCCAAAGGUGUCGAGAGGUGCAAGUGUCCGAAAAUGUACGAAGGGCUUUCAUGUCAAGACCCUGGUGCUGGAUACUACCGAUGGAAGAAUAAUACCGAAAUUCACAGUACCUUCAUUGAAGAUCUGAUUGGGCGAGCUGCUCCUUGUCAUUGCAAUGGACGAAGCACCGAGUGCGAUCGAGAAACUGGAGUUUGUUUGAACUGUCGAGGAAACACUGGUGGUGAUCACUGUGAUCGUUGUGCCGAAGGCUUCUAUGGUGAUCCAAAUAUUGGAAGUUGUCGAUCGUGUCCCUGUCCGGAGACAAGUCGAAAUUUCGCCAAGGGCUGUACCGUGUGGAAUGGGGAAGUGAGCUGCAUUUGUCGCCCUGGAUAUACUGGAGCUUUGUGUGAUCGUUGUAGACCGGGUUUCUUCGGGUCACCGCGAUCGAUCAACGGAACUUGUCGAUCAUGUGAUUGUAAUCUGGAUGGCAUUGCUCUGGAUGAGUGUAAUAGUGAAACUGGUCAAUGUCAUUGCAAACCAGGAGUUACGGGUCGUAAGUGUGAUGUUUGUGUUGCCGAGAGACAUUUCCUAGAAGAUCGCCGGUGUAAACUCUGUGAUAAUUGCACUUUAACCCUUUUGGAUUAUGUGGAACUUAUUGGUCAUAAGCUCCGGCGAGGUAUGGCUCAUAUGGACUUAACUGGCAUCCCUGCCCCUUGGUUGAAACUCGAUGAAUAUGAGGAAAAUCGUUUGGAUGUAACUGAUCAGUUGCAAGACUACACGGAUGCCAAACGAAUGAUGCUCAACUAUGACGAUAACACUCUUCAGAAACUUGGUUCCUAUGCAGAGAAUAAUAAGUUCCAAUCGCGAAAAGCCGCUGCAACAGCUGCUAAACGAACUGAAGCUGUUACGAUUCUGAGGAAAGAAUCCGCAGACUUGUAUUCAGAUAUCGGAAAUGUCCGAUCGAAUAUCAUUAAUACGAUUUUUGCCCUAAACAAUUAUGGAACCGAAGAUCAUCACAUGAGUUUGCCAGCAGUGCUGCAAGAAGCUCGUUACUAUUUGCAUCAAAUUCAACAACAUGAUGAAUCAGUGCAGAAUAUUCGCGGAACCUGGUCAAAGGCUUGGGAUUUAUUCUAUCUACAUGGCAAUGCUUCAGAUGCAGCUUUCGAUUUGAGAGGUCGUUUGGAGAUGUUCAUGCGAGAUUUGAACAAUACGAACUAUCGUCUGUCCGAUGCUCGAAUGUUCACUGAUAAAACGUUCGAAAUGUUAAAUGAAAUCGAUGAUAUUCAUGAGCAUAUUGUGAAUUUGAAAAGUUAUCUGGUGGAAGAUCAUGGUCAGAUUAGGGAGCUUCAAAGUGAAUUCGAUCAAUAUGAAAACAAUAGUUUGGUUGCGGAGACUGAUACUUUUUUGGAUAUGAUCGAGGGACGACAAGAACAAUUGGAUGGAGAAAUUGAUACUAUUGAGAGAUUGUCAAGGUAUAUGAAUGAUACUUUGGAAGAGAACGAUAAGAUACGUAAGGAAGUUUAUAAACAUUGGUUGCCAAAGGCUCAGAAACAUGCUGCGAGAUUGACCGAACGUUCGAAUGAGUAUAUGAGGCAGUUCCAACCUACGAAGAAUGGAGCCAGAAUUGCGCUCUUAGCGAGCUCUGCCCACAAAAACAUUUCAGACGCAAUCACAGCUGCACGAAGAUCUUCCCUGGAAGCCAGAGAAGGUGUUUCUGAGGCCCAAAAUCAACUCUAUCCAAGUGAUGGCAGCUCUGUCAUCGAACGAGCCAAGAUAUCUCUCGGAAAAUCAAAACUCUUACAAAAAGAUGCCCUCAGAGAAAUGGAAAAAGCUAAUGUUUUAAAAAUGAAAAUCAAAAUCCAUGAAGAUGAAGUUGAAGGCAUCAAAUCACGAAUUAUCGACGCAGGUAUUCGAACAAACAACAUCUCAUCAAUGCUUUCAACCCUCAAUACUGGUGCUUCGAAGAAAAUGGCCUUGGAAAGUAUUGAAAUGGCAACUCGCGUAUCAGAACAAAUGAAUGCAGAAAAUCGUAAAGCUCUCGAUGUUAACGAUGAUAUUUUAAGGCUGAGAGAGAAAUUCAAUAUGCUCGAGCCUGAUUUCGCUAUAAAACUUGGCAUGGCCGAGGAGAAUAUUUCACUGACAAAGACCAAUAUCCGAUUGGCUAAUAUAUCGUUGAAUUUUGUGGAGGAACAAACAAUGAGAGCACAUCAGAAAUUUGAAGUUUGGAAUGAUACAAUGUCAAAGCAAAUGCAAGAGUUGAGGGAUAAGAUCGCAAAGGCUCGACAUGCAGCCGAAGGGAUCAAAGUUUCUAUUGAAUCAGCCGAUCCUAAGUGUGUUCGAUCCUACUUGCCAUCUUCAUAUGGACUAUCAACAUCGAAUUCUAUAAAGCUUAGUUUUGCUCUGAACAACGUUAAUGGUAAUUCACCCCUCAUCUAUAUCCAAGGUCGAGAUGGGAGAUAUAUUGCAAUGGACAUGUAUAAAAGACGGGUUCGUCUCAAAUGGAAUCUUGGUGGAAGCACUGAGACAAUCACACAUCCUCUAGAAAUUCAAACUCGUGAUCCACACUACGAUGACGCCUGGUAUCAUGUCGAAGCCAAUCGAACUUUGAAUAUUGGAAGUCUAUUGGUUCGUCGUAUGACAAAUGUUGGAACACUUGCUCCUUCGAUUCCUGUAACUGGAGUGACUGAUUUAGAGUAUACUCGAUUUUUCCGAACUACUGCUGAUAAAAUAUGGAUCGGAGGUUAUCCAUCUGAAGCUCAAAUACGUGAUCCUUUGGUUGGCGAGGGCUUGAAUGUGAUUUUGCAUCAGGUACAAGUUGAUAAUAAACCUUUAGGUUUGUGGAAUUUUGCUCAUUCCGAGGGUAAAUGUGGAGGAGCUAUGUCUGGAGCACAAGAAUCAGCGGCAAUGUCAAAUGCCAGAUAUUUCAAUGGACUUGGUUAUGCUGAAGUUAAGAAAUCCAGACCAAGACCGUAUCGGAAGAAUUUGUUUGCACUGCAGAUGACUUUUAGGACACUGGACGAGAAUGCUUUGCUAUUUUUGGCGGUUGACGAUAAAAAUAAUCGCUCAGUUUCAGUGACCUUAAGUCGUGGACGUAUUCUCUUCCGAAUCGACUAUGGCGAUGAAUCCAAACUCGAGAUCAAUACAACAAAGAAAUACAAUAGUGGAAAAUGGAUUAAGAUUGAAGCAGCAAGAGAAUUUGUACCAAAACGAGGCACGGAGAAUGGAAGCCUUCGGGUGAAUAAUGAUACACCGAUUACAGGAUCACCCACAGUGCCGAUUAAGAGCCAUAUGCUUCCGGAUCUGUCGAAAGCUGUGUAUUAUUUAGGCGGAGUUCCUCCAGGCUUCCGAUCAGGUUCAACGAAAGCUCCUGGAGCUGAUAAUCCCUUCAUGGGCUGCAUGAUGGAUGUCCAGAUCAAUGGGGAAACUUAUGAUCCACUAGGAAGCUCUACAUACUUUGGCGUUGAACAGUCCUGCAAAGAUACCGUCACUAAAGCUGGCUUCACUGGUAGUGGCUUUGUUGAGUUAUCUUCACAAUCUCUCCGCAAACGAUCAAAUACCGGUUUUGUAUUCCGAACUCUUCAGCCCAAUACUUUGCUCCUUCUAUCCGCCUAUCCUCCAGAAGUUAGUGGCGACUACGAUUCGAAGGACAUCAAAGGCAACUAUUCGAUAAGUGUCCUCGAUGGUCUCAUUCAUGUUUGGAUAGACUCCGGACGAUCAAAUGUUAAACUUGUAUCGAACUCUUCAGUGAACGAUGGAGAGUAUCAUGUUGUAAAUCUCAUCAAAAAUGGUCGUAAAUUCGAUCUUAUGGUUGAUGAUGAGCUGCAAGACUCCAAAAUCCUUACUGGUUCGCCAACUAUGGUUAGCAUGCCUCGAGAAGCAGGUGGCCUGUACGUUGGUGGAGCUCCAGAAAACGCUGAAUAUAAACCCUUAGCACCAACAUUAAUACCCUUAGAGGGUGCCAUACGAGAUAUUGUGUUCAAUAAUAAGACUGUCAACUUUAAUCAAGCUUUAAGCUUCUCAAAUGUUCAAAUUGGUAGAAAUGGCCCUCAAAUGGGCAGCUUUAAUGGAAUGUAUGAUGUUUUAAUGAAAACCGAACCCAUUGGAAAGAGUUUCACAACAGCUCCCGAAGGAUGUCAAAGAGUCGGCAGUUAUUCCUACGAACCGAAUGCCUUCAAAUUCGGUGACAACCAUCACAGUUAUUCUCAAUUGAAUUUACAAGCCCGUAAUUUUUGGCAACGAAACUUCCACAUUGAUUUCGAUUUUCGUUCCUUCUAUCCGAAUGGUUUGAUCUUUUUGGCUCCUGGCACCAAAGAAAAACAAAAACACUACGUUAGCCUUCUUCUCAAAGAUGGUCAUCUAUUGCUCAUAGUUCGUGGUCGAAGACGUGAAGAAUUACAAUUGACAGCUAAGUUAAAUAACGGUGAAUGGCAUCAUGUCAUAAUCAAUUGUCAAGAUCGUAAAGUUACGAUGAGUGUGGAAAUUGGAACAACAGAUCAAAAAACUUCAGCGCAAAUGAAAGUUCCGAAAAAAAUCAGUGCAUCAUCGUCGAUUUAUGUUGGUGGUUUGCCAGAACAACCGGUGAAUGUGCCAAAUGAAUUGGCCUUGAAGUUGGAAGGUUUUAAGGGAUGUCUGAGAAAAAUGAAUAUCAAUGGAACGACACAGGAUUUGGCGAGGCCAGGGAAACAUUUGAAUGUUGGACAGUGUUUUCCCAAAGUCGAAAAAGGAUCCUAUUUCCCAGGAGAUGCUUAUGCCAUUUAUAAAAAAAACUUCCACGUAGGAAAAUAUUUAGAACUCGAAUUGGAAUUCCGAACAUCAGAGCUUAAUGGCAUCCUACUUAGUGUCUCAGAACCCAAUGGCUUCCCAGCACUCUCACUCGAAAUUCACACUGGAAAUGUAAUUUUAUCCUGUGACCUUGGCGAUGGCAAUCCAUUCCGAGUCCAAUCGAUUCUCCCAUCGAAAUAUGCCAUUUGUGACAAUAAAUGGCAUAACAUAUCCGCCUUAUAUGACUUCGAGCAAAUAGCACUUCGAAUAGACAAUCAUCCAGCGAUCAUUUCACUGGCCCAACAUCGAGUCAGUGGGAAAGUUCAGACGAAAUCGGCUCUCUAUAUUGGUGGUGUUCCAGACAUUGCUCCAAGUGGCACCCUUUUGACGAGAGAAAACUUCAAAGGAUGUAUACGAAAUGUUUCUAUUCGAAAUGAACGACGUGACUGGAUCGACAUGGAUGGUCUUCACAAUGUUCUUCUAAGUGAAUGUUUAGUUGUGAAUUGAUAAAAAACACACAUUUUUAAAGUUUUUUAAAAAAUAUCACAACGAUCAUUACGUUCCCACCAAAUGUGACGACACCCGACUUAUAAUCUAUAAAAAUACAUUUUAUUGAUUCGAUUUAUCUGAAUCACUGCCAUAUACGCUUAAAUUUUAAGAUUACUUUUCUUUUUAAUAAUAAUAAUAAUUCGUCAACAAGAAAGAAAACCAUAGACUGCCAUUUUUUGAAAAAUAAGAAAAAAACAAAUUUUACAUAAGCUUUGUUCAAAGUAGGCGCCCAUAAAUACGUAAAUACAAACCAGUAACUGCAUUUUAUGUUUUCCAAAUGACGUCAUUUAAACGAGUAGUUAGAAAUAGAAGAUUUUGAAAGUUUUAUUGUUUUCUUUUUGUUGAACUUUAAAUAACACCAGAAACUUAAAAUAUUUAUUUGAGUUGAGAUACAAAAAAGAAAAACAAAGCAAUAGUACACAAUGAGGCUUGUUUUAUGUUUUUUUUAAUUUUUUUGUUUAAUCUAAUUAUUUUUAUAAUUUUAUUUGUUAUUUUUGUUUAUAAUUUUCAAUUAAUUUAUUAUCAUUUUUCUCCUUUAAGAAAAGCCACUUUAUUAUAAAAAUACAAAUAAAAACAAAAACAAAAACAAACACACACAUAAAUAAUAAAACGAAUCUCUUUAACUCAUAAACAUUUUACAUAAUAUCCAUUAAAAUAUAAUUAUUUAUGUUUUAAUUUAAUUUAGUUUAAGUUGUUUUAUUCUGUCUGUGUAUAAAUUAUUUUAUAUAUAGAAAGUAAGUAAUAUAUAUAUUAA